AUGUUUCUCGCAGCUAUCCUCCAACUCUAUGUCUCUGUUCGAGCUUGGUACGACUGGGAAUGGCGCGGCCAGUGGACUGGGCGCGUCCUCUUCAUGCCCCUCGGCCUUGUCCUGAAAAUCAGCAGCAAACCGCGCAUUGCACACGAAGGCAACAUCAUCAGAUUCGUUCGGGCGCACACGUCCAUACCACUUCCUCGCGUCCUGGCUGCGACAGAGGGCUUCGGCCGCAGGUUCACGCUCAUGCGCCAGGUCCGCGGCGACAACCUGGAGGCCGCAUGGCGCGACCUCGACCGCGGGCAGCGUGCAAGCAUCGUCGAGCAGCUGCGCUCCUUCGUCCUACAGCUACGCGCUCUGCCUUCUCCGCACGGCGCGGCAAUCUGCGGCCUGGACGGUGCUGCCUGCAUAGACAGCCGUGUGUCCUCGCACGCCGUCGGCCCAUUUUCCAACGAAGGCGCGUUCAACGACUGUCUCGUCGACGCCGCCGAUCCGUACACGGAUGAUACGACGCUCCGUGAUAUCAGGUCACGCAUGCGAGAUACCCACCGCAUCGUGUUCACCCACGGCGACCUUGCGCCGCGCAACAUUCUCGUCCGCGGGGGCACGGUUGUCGCCAUGAUUGACUGGGAGGAAUCCGGGUGGUUCCCUGAGCAUUGGGAGUUUGUCAAGGCAAUGUACUUCCCGAUGCCGAAUCCGAGAGACGAAGGCUGGAUGGAGGCCGUGCGAGACAUCCUCUCAGACGAUUAUGAGCAAGACUGGCUCAUGGACCGCGAGUUAUCCGAUCGCAUGGUCGGUGCUUUCUAA
Molecule: messenger RNA, 801 nt
Organism: Postia placenta MAD-698-R-SB12
Lineage: Eukaryota; Fungi; Basidiomycota; Agaricomycetes; Polyporales; Adustoporiaceae
Exons: 1
Coding region: 1-801 (266 amino acids)
Biological process (GO): protein phosphorylation
Molecular function (GO): protein kinase activity
Source: RefSeq, a predicted model, not a curated record